This is a messenger RNA of Paramuricea clavata, 8381 nucleotides long. The record is from the annotation of a GenBank genome assembly. NCBI's taxonomy places the organism in Eukaryota, Metazoa, Cnidaria, Anthozoa, Malacalcyonacea, Plexauridae.
UGUUGUGUCUGCAUGUGGUCAGCCUCAAGGAGUUUGGAGUUCAUGCAGUUGCUGUAUGCAUUUAAUUCAGGUAGGUUUUGAUUGCGGUACUGUAACGUAGGCCUUGGUGUAUACCUUGUAAAUGAACAAAUGGGCAAUGCCAAGGCGCUUUAUUUGUUACCAUAUAAACUCAUAAGCGACUCAGGCCUGGUUUAGGUCACGAUAAUCGAUGUUCAUUAUCAUUGCAAUACUAGUGCUGAUGCGAUAUUUCCGACCAUAUGUCCCCAGGCCUACAACUAUAAAGUUUCGUUAUUUGGUCGUUUCCCUAUCAAAAAUGAAACCUACAGUAUUCGACAUAUCUAUAGAAAUCGUUACCUUUGAAAGCGGAUAACGUUUAGUAACUAUGGUCUUAUGGUAUAAUCAAUCAGAUAUUUACAAAUUUGCAAUAGUACAGUCAUCAGUCAAUCAGUCAUACUCUAGCAGUCAUACUCAUGCAUGGCCAUAAGCAGCCUAAAAAUGCGUGGUAUUUGUCUCUUUUAUGUAGUCUCAUAGUUUGGAAAAGUUUUGAAAGCUUGCGCGUGAAAAUAUUUCACGCUCGCCAUUUUUGGGCUGCUAUGAGCAGGACUGGCGGGCGGGAAAAUUAAGGCGGGAGAAAACAGUCGGGCGAAAGAAAGUUAUGAGUUUUCCAUACAUUUUUUUGCCAGUCCACUGGUGGACUGGAAAUACACGAUUGCAUGGCUAGAAAACGAUUAAGGUUUUUUAUCGCUCGGCCGUUCUCCAGCCUUAACUUACUUCCUGCAAGUGCAUAAAACGCCGUCAACGAGCAUUUCAUAAGAAAAACCUUCAAUUUUACCGUAAUCGUGUUAACACUGAACGGAAAGUGUCGAAGUAGGUUUUUUCCAUUAAAAGUAAAGCAUCUAAAAGAGUCUAAGCCAUCUCUUUGGUGGAAGGAAGUAAGACAAAUUUUUGGAAUGGUUGCAGACCAUAGAUAUCUUAUAUACACUAGAUAGCGCAUCUCUUUUGGUAAAAUUGAAGCCAAGAAUAUUCCAGCGGUUACCCCCCAUUUGAAUAGAUGGCGGCCAUGUGAAGUUUCCCACUCGCUAAUAAACGCUUAAAAAACAACAACUUUUGUCAUUUGAAUAGUUUGAAAAUUUAUUUGGAAUAGGUUUAACUAGUUUAAGUUCUCUGUUUGAGAAAUAGAAAACAUACGAGUCUUCUCGUUUCAUGGGAAUAUCCUGAGCCUGCAAUCACGGCUUCAAUUUUUGAAUUGUAGAAUAAUUACUAUCUAGUGUAUAUAAGAUAUCUAUGUUGCAGCGUCAGCAGCAAAAAAUUGUUAGAUUAAUUGCAAUUGGACCAAACUGAAAACGAUUCGCCUGAAAAUAUUGCAGACCGUAUAAAGAAGCUUUCUUAAAUCCAUUGCUCCAGUAGGAGUCUACUAGCGCCAGUGAUGCUUGUGAUACAGAUGACGAAUCUCCGAAUUUCCCUUUGGUCUUUAAAAUUACUCAAUUAGAGGUUUAUAACAUUCUCCGUAACUUAAAUCCGCGGAAAGCAUCUGGUCCUUAUUGAAUUCCGAACUGGCUGUUGAGAGAUUAUGCUGAACUUUUAACCGUACCAGUUUGCUCCAUACUAAAUAGUUCUUACCAGAAAAUGAAGCUUCCUACUAUCUGGAAGUAUGCCAACGUCACCUCUAUACAUAAACUCAAACCGGUUACAAACAUUAACAAGCAUCUCCAACCAAUUUCUUUAACAUCACAAUUUCAAAAGUUGCCGAGGAAUUUGUUGUGUCGAGGUACAUCGCUCCAGCAGUCUUAAAAGUAAUAGAGCCUACCCAAUUUGGUGCUAUUCCUAAAUUCUCAUCAAGCUCUGGUCUCCAUGAUUCAUGAAUGGGCAAAAGUUAGGCGGGAAUGGUACUUCUGCAGCGGUGAAAUUAUUGUGUUAUUUGACUAUACUAAAGCUUUCGACUUCAUUGACCACUGUAUUCUUAUGAAAUAUUUUGUUGCGUUAGAGAUUUUCUUACAGACAGAUAUAAAGGAUAAAGAUCUCGAACGAUUGUUACUCUGAAUCAGGUGUGCCCCAAGGCACUUAAUUGGGGUCUUGGCUCUUAGAGAUUCACCGACCUGGAAGUUCAUUGAUGACAUUACUAUUAUGCUUGUGAUGUUACUCUGAGUGUAUAUCCACACCGGGCAAGCUUGAAAAAUAUGCCUGGCCACGGUGGGAAUCGAACCUACGACCUUUGGAAUACUAGCCCAAAUGCUCUUCCAAAGGUCGUAGGUUCGAUUCCCACCGUGGCCAGGCAUAUUUUUCAAGCUUGCCCGGUGUGGAUAUACACUUACAAGCAUCAUAUUCACAGUGACAUCACAAGCAUCAUAUUCACCUGAGUACAUUACACCAACACAGAAAAAAUCAUGAUUACUAUAGAUUACAUUGAUCUCGAAGGAACUAGAUUCUGUUCCGAAAUAUCACAUAUUCGAACCGACCUGACCGCGUAGCUUUGGGCUGGUAUUCCAAAGGUCGUAGGUUCGAUUCCCACCGUGGCCAGGCAUAUUUUCAAGCUUGCCCGGUGUGGGUAUACACUCGGAGUAAUAUCACAAGCAUCAUAUAUUCACCUGAGUACAUUACACCAACACAGAAAAAAAAGACAUUGCUACUUCCGAAAUAGUCUCGAAGGGUAAUUGUCUACCGUUCACAACUUUGCAUAACCCACAGGCCUAGUUGCUGUUGUUCUACUUCACCAUUGCACAUAGUAUAGCAUGCAUAGAAUAGAACAAAGUUAAACAUUAGAAUUCGCGUCGUAAUGGACAGGUUCCAGAACAUGGACAGGUUCCAAUGGACAGGUUCCAAUGGACAGGUUCCAAUGGACAGGUUCGUAAUGGACAGGUUCGUCGCGCACUCAGCGUAUGAGCAGCAGUUCUACAAUCAUGACAUCAGAGGCUCCUGGGAAAGUUUUGCCCCGGGCAUCCUCUCGGCGGACCUAAACGAGGUUGCCCUGAGCACAGUCACAGGUAAUCUGACCCUCUGGCCUGGUGCUCUCACCCCGUUGGUCUAGCGCAAACGAAAAGGGGAUAGAAUCAGACGCGUCCGUUAUAAACUAGUAGUAAUAAGGUCAGUUCAUUUAUAAAAUGUUUUUAUCGUCAAUGUAAUUUACUAGUAGGUGAAAACUGCUUUUGUAAAAAGCUGUUGGUUUGAGAUCGCGAAGUUAUAGCGCUGUUUUUGAGAACUGGGAAAUCGACUAUAGGCCUUUAUGCCUGUUGUCCACUAGGCGAAUUUGUUCACGCGAUGAGAGUUGCAAUUAUCAACUCCCAUCCUCGUUUGACUGGGCUUUAGGCCACAUAAAAUAAAUUCCUUGAUUCUCAUCACCGCCCGACUGUAUUUUAAGAGCCGCGUGAAAUUUUUUUAUAUUUUGUUAUACAAUAUAAAUGUACCGCCCGACAAAAUAUUUCAAGACAGUUAAGUUUUUUAUAUUUUAUAUUGGGUUUUUAGUGCCAUUUUAAACUGCCAAUUUCAAACAAAUAGAACCUUGAAAGAAAUUUCAUUGCAUUUUAACGGAACUUCGCAUUCAGUUCAAGGGCCAGUCAUUGUUCGUGGGGAAAUAUGUUUAUUUCAGUUUGUGACACUUUUAUUUAUUGAUAUAUAUUAAAUUAUAUAAAUAUAAAAUAUAAACCUCCCGCCUCUUUGACAUUUUCAAAGUGUAGUGAUGAGAAUCAAGGAAUUUAUUUUAUGUGGCUUUAGCAAUAUUAACACUUAGCUGCAUGUUCUUUUUGUGGCACAGUAUAGAUAACUCAAGCUUAUAUUGAAAAUGAGUUUUUCAUUGGAUCUUGAUGCUUUAAUUACCCUUAUGCCUAUUUGUCUUCUACUGUUUUGCUUCACAUGCAUUGGAUUACCUCGAGGACCAGAGAAAUUCACUGCAAUAUGGGCAUUGUUUAGUGGCUGUAUUAUACACAUAUGGAUAGAGGGGUAAGUUAGAUUUAUUAUUUACCAUAUUUUACCCAAAAGGUUAGGGCGUACUACACACCCAUGGCUCCAAUAACGGGUUAUAACCACUGAUCUAAUAGUGGUUAUAACUGGUUAUAUUUGAAUACUGUUACUCUUUUCCCUAGAAGCGCGAGGACUGUAGUUCAUUUGCACAUAGUCUCAUGGGCGUACCGGAAGGAAAAAAUUAGGGGGGCGGAAAGAAAAUUGCCCGACUUUUCGGGAUUCUGCCCGACUAGUACCAAAAAUUUUUUUCCGGAAAAAUUAUUUUGGCGACCUCCCUCCCCCCCCUCCCCCCCGUCGCCAAAAAAAUUUCGGUCAGUGUACCAUUUUAGGGGUCAAAAAAAUUUUCCGGACAACCAAUAUUUUUCCGAACAUAACACAAAUUUUCGAAAAGUCACAAAAUUUGCCAAAAAAUUGACUUAAUUUUAGACAACAUUGACAGAAUUUGUCCCAUUUUUUUUUAUUGCAAACCAAAAUUGCCCAACUGUUGAUCGAAUAUUGCCCGACUGCCCCAAAAACUGGGGGGAUACCGCCCCCCCCCCCGCCCGGUACGCCUAUGAUAGUCUGUCAAUAUAUGAUGGUUUGGACACCCGGCAAACCUGAAAGCUACAAAAUAGAAGACCUUUGUUGUUUGAUGUACCUCACCGUUUACAAAUCCUUUGUCUCAACUUCAUUAAAUAUUAUUCAUCGUGGCUGCACGUUUCAUCUCAGCUAUCCUUAUUGGACGAUUAAUACAAUGAGCUUAAUCACCGUGACCGUGCAUAAAUUAACAUAAACUCAGACAAAAACAUAAUACAAUGACUUCUGUUCAGUUUCCAGACCAUCAUAUCUUAAUAAAUGAAUGUAAAGUCCGGUCGAAUUGCAUUCACGACACAACGUUUCAAACACUCUGGCACAGACUCUGAUCUAGUGUUGCAACGUUGCUCUAAAGGGAUGACGUCAUUGGUGGGAGAUACUCUUGUGGGGAAUAGCUAUACCGUCAUCUCUAAUCAAAGCUUGGAAGCGAUGUCUCUAACCAUAACGAUUGUUACUGCUGAUCUGAUGAUCUCAGAGUCUUCCCAUGCAAUCGUAUACUUCGUUUGACACACGUGAUCGGCCAAAUUUCGAUUAAUAUAUACCAAUGCCUUUGUUUUUAGAGUUGUAUGCUUGACUCGUCGAGGUCCACAAUGGAUGACAAUUAAAUUUGAUGAUUUUGAUACACGAUAUCGAGACCAUGAACCAAAUGCAAUGGCCAUGGUUUGGUUAGAACUUUUCUUUCAAGGACCGCUUUCUGUGUUGUGGUUAGUAUGUGUUUAGAGUAUACAUAUAGUCUAGAUGGAAGGUGCAAAGCUGGAUGACAGAUGCAAAUUUGCUUAUCAAAUCUCAGUUUUUAAGCUUUACCAAAAAUCCAACAUUUACCUUCGGGUCUCUUCCGGAAAACUUUAUUGUUCCCUUUUCUGUUGUUACAUAAACCUUUUCUGCGUUCUUGUCCACAAGGUUGUCCUUUUUCCCGCUUUCUGUCCCUUCUGUCCCCCAACUUCCAACCGACUCAACAAAAAAAUUUAUAGGCGACAUCCCAACCUCGGUUCCAGGGUCUUUCGACAUCCUUUAGACAGCCUGAAAAUACGGUUAACCAUGCUUGGCCACCUCUGCUUGGCCACUAAAAGCAAUCCAUUAUUGCAAGACUUUUUUAACAAAAUCAGGUGGGUUUUUUCCAGGAAAAAUAGAAAAGUCUACCACUGAUUAUACAAAACAGUGCAUUUGAUUGCUUUUAUCGCACACAAUUCUUUGGGAAACACUCGAAUAUUUUUAUUCAUUAAUUGUACACUUUCACUUUAUCACUGCACAAAUUGAACUCUAAAAUUAGGUACGUGAUUCAUCCUGUCAACUACGCCGACCAACAGCAAAAUAUAAGUACAAAUCGACAAAAAUGUCCAUCCAAGGCAGCUAGUGUUUUGAAGUGUAUUAAUGCACCUAAUUGACUCGGGUUAGUUUGACUUACCAUAAGCAUAGUUUGAAUCCUAUUUCAGACUUUAGUAAACCUCGGGGAACUCAGGUAAAAGUUCAGGGUUCCCAAAGAAGCCGGCAUGCACCCAACGACAUUCGCCGUCUAUAUAGCGCUGACAAUCGCCGGUUAUUUUGGUUCCAAAUAAUAAACCAAAAUAUUUCCUCACCACAGAAAUGUCAAGGGAAAGGUUUCUUGCUUUUAUAACAUACAUUUUAAACGAUGUUCUUAAACAUUUGGAUUAAUUGGAUAUGACAGUUUCCAAAACUACAGUAACUCCACAAAAUAGCUGGGAAUCCCAUUUUAGUAUAGGUCUAAAUUUCAAAAUCUUCCCGGGGAGACGCCCUCGGAACCUCUCCCCCCGUAGGAGAGUGGUAGCUUCGAGCCUGAAGCCGGUUACAGACGGGCAAGUUUUCUAUGACAAGUUUUUAUGUGACAAGUUUUAUUUGCCAAGUGCACGUGUGUAUAUGCAACAAAUUUUAUAUGACAAGUUUUCAUAUGACAAGUUUUAUUUACUGGUGUGAACGUGUCAACAAGUUUACUUUGACAAUUUAUUAGUAGGCAGCAUUGUUAUUGUACAGCGGUAACGCGAGCUCGCGCGCAGGCCAAUCACAUCAAAUGCUCAGAUUACUUUGACAAGUUUUCUUUGUUGACCCAUACAGACGAACAAAAUUUGUACUUUGACAAUUUUUUCUAUGACAAGUGCACUUGUUCAAAAGCUCUAGCAUGCUAGAUUUUGAACAAGUGCACUUGUCAUAGAAAAAAUUGUUAAAGUUGCUCGUACAGACGAGCAAAUAAAACUUGUCACAUAAAAACUUGUCAUAGAAAACUUGCUCGUCUGUAACCGGCUUGAUACUCAGGUUAGCACCACAUAGCCGCCACUUCUUUCAAAACGCCUCGUAUACUGUAAAUUCUAAUGGAAACCUGAGGUUGUUUUUCGCAUGCUUAUCUCACUCGAGCGAGUACAUGUCCGCUUUAGCCAGCUCAAAAGAAUUCAUUACAAAGACUGUCCACCGUGAUUGUUGCAGUACAGUGUGUCUAAAAAAAAAAGGUAAUCGAAGUUCAGCGCGCUAUUGUAUCUCAAUUACCCUGCGCAUGAUUUUUCAUAUUCGGAAAGAUCAGGCUUUUAGCUGUUGAAUGACAUGUUCUUCAUGCAAAUGGUAACAAAUGAGCAAAUACGUUUGGUUUUAGUUGGGUCUAAAAACAUUGAAAAUUAACCCCCUUUAGGAUUUAAGUUGAUGAAUUUCACUUCAAUAAACCACGCACAUAUUCAUAAUUAUUAUUAUCAAGAUUCAAGUACGAAUAAAUAGCUAUGACAAUUUCGUGAUUAAUUGCUUUUUCUUUUGUUAUAUGCACUACUUUAAUUAGGCACUCGUACUUGCUUAUUUUUCUCCAAUUGGCAUGAAAAACAUGUCAUUCAAUAGCUAAAAUCCUGAUCUUUCCGAAAAUGAAAAACUUUGUUCAUACGCUGAGUAAUUCACGUACAAUAGUGUGCUGAAGUUGGACAACCUUUUUUUAUACACACUGUGUAAGUCAAUGAAAUUUCAAAUUAUCUACGGCUAUGUACGUACUUUGUGCACCUGAUUAAAAACACUCAUAUAAAGAUUGGGGGUAGGCCAGCAGUACCAUUUAAAAUAUAAAUAGUAUAAUCUCCUAUACUUAUAUAGGUACCACGCCAUAGUGAAUGAAUUGUGGUACAAGCCAUUUGUUGCUAUUCUUGUUUGUACAUCUGAAGUGUAUGGUACCACUGUUUUUGUUUUGGCUGAAGCUAUGGAUGGUUUUAAACAUAUAAUAAUGGUAAGCGAAAUAUUGAAUUUUGUAACAUGAUACUUUUGUAUCGGUAAAUUUGACAAAUGACUUAUAUUUUUUGGUUAUAUAUUAGAGUAUUUCUUUUUUAUAUUUGUUUAAUACAUGCAGCUGUGCAUGUAUACGACUCGUAUAUCAAUUUGUUUGCAAUAAGAAUGCUUGGCUUAUUUUUAUAUAUAAUGACGUACAGACUAUAGCAACUGCCCCGAAAGGUCUGCCAUACACCUUUCAAAUUCCUACUACAUUUUAUCUUUCCUUUAGUCACACUUUUAGAUAAAUUGCUUGUUUUGAAUUUCUAGGAUUCUUGGCCACCGUCAUUCACUUCUACGAAUGAUAUACUUAAUUUCUGGAUAAUAUUCGUUUUCGCCAGCACCGUGUACAUCGCAUGGCCAACGAUCGUUAUCAUUAGAUACAUCUCAGAAUUUGCACCAAGCAAAGACGUUGAAAAGAAAAAAGCGUAAAACAUUUUGUGUGGUAAUAUUAAUACUUUACUCUUUAGAUGAUUGUCUGUAUUAUCUGUAUGUUUGAAUCCUGUUGUUUAAAACAAUAAAUUAAAGCCAUUGGGUGAUGUCUGAACUACCUGCAUGAAAAAACACUUUUCAGCGUUGAUGCUGUCUUUUUCUUCUAUAUAAUAAAGAAG